Molecule: messenger RNA, 2481 nt
Organism: Leptonychotes weddellii (Weddell seal)
Lineage: Eukaryota; Metazoa; Chordata; Mammalia; Carnivora; Phocidae
Source: RefSeq, a predicted model, not a curated record
CGUUUCCUCCCUCUUUGCAGUUGGUGUGCCUGGGCGAGUGGCAGUCAAUCCCCUGGCGGCUGGAGAACCUGGAAUGGCCCCCAAACCAGCCUCCCCUGUCGGAGGGCCAACCCAGGAGGAGAAGAGCAGACUUCUGAAAGAGCGACUGGACCAGAUCUACUUUGUCAACGAGCGGCGCUGCUCACGAGCCCCCGUCUACGGCAGAGAUUUGCUGCGGAUUUGUUCCGUGGUCGGCCGAGAACAGACAGCUUGGCCCGGGGCUUCUGACAGCAGUCAGCGGAGGGGGGCCGGGCCAGCGAGCGCUUACACGUCUCCCUCAAAUGGUCAAAAGGACCUGAUCUUGACGCUGGCCCAACGGCAAGCCUGCCUGCAGGAUGUCAUCGACAGGGUGGUGUGUGUGAUCCCUCCAGUGGUGGCUGCACCCCCGUCCUUGUGGGUGGCGAGGCCGCCGUCCCUCUACAGCCACAGGCUGAGGAUCCUGCGGCACUGCCUGAGAGAGCACACGGCUCCCUACGCGCAGCAGCUGCGGCGGAUGACCGCCCUGCGCUCCCUCCGGUUUCCUGAGCUCAGAUUGGUGCAGUUUGACUCAGGAAAGCUCGAAGCUUUAGCCAUCUUACUUCAGAAGCUGAAGUCUGAGGGGCGUCGAGUGCUGAUCUUGUCACAGAUGGUUCUCAUGCUGGACAUUUUAGAAAUGUUCUUGAACUUCCAUUACCUCACCUACAUCAGGAUCGAUGAAAACGCCAAUAGCGAGCAACGGCAGGAGCUGAUGAGGAGUUUCAACAGAGACCGGAGGAUUUUCUGUGCGAUUCUGUCGACACACAGCCGUGCCACAGGAGUGAGCCUGGUGGAGGCCGACGCGGUGGUGUUCUACGACAAUGACCUGAACCCCGUGAUGGACGCCAAGGCCCAGGAGUGGUGCGAGCGGAUCGGGAGGCGCAAGGACGUCCACAUCUACAGGCUUGUGAGCGGGAACUCCAUCGAGGAGAAGCUGUUGAAAAACGGAACCAAAGACUUGAUCCGGGAAGUGGCCGCUCAGGGCAAUGACUACUCCAUGGCCUUCCUGACGCAGCGGACCAUCCAGGAGCUGUUUGAGGUAUGUUCUCCCACCGACGACGCCGGCUUCCCAGUGAAGGCAGAGGAAUUCGUGGUCCUCUCUCAGGAGCCUUCUGCUACAGAAAUCAUCGCACCCAAAAUUGCAAGACCUUUCAUUGAGGCCCUCAAGAGCAUCGAGUACCUGGAGGAGGACGCGCAGAAACCCGAGGGGGAAGCCGUGCUGGGGUCGUGCGGCUCUGACAGCCCGAGGUGGAGCGAAGAGCCGACGCAGCUGGAGGAGUUAGCGGACUUUAUGGAGCAGCUUACACCCAUUGAGAAAUAUGCUCUGAAUUACCUGGAAUUGUUCCACACGCCUACUGGCCCCGAGAAAGAGGGGAACAGCGAGGAUGCCGUACUGACUGCCGUGAGGGAGUGGGAGGCCCGGAACGCCAGGGCCCUGCGGGAGAGGGAGACGCAGGCGCUGCAGGAACGGGAGCAGGAGCAGCUUCUCACCUACACGCGGGAGGACGCCUACAAUGCGGAGUACGUGUGUGAAGGUGCCGACGGGCAGAUGGAAGUCAUGCCGCUCUGGACACCGCCCACGCCCCCCCAGGAUGACAACGACAUCUACGUGGACCCGGUCCUGUGUCUCACGUACGAAACCACGCCCAUCCCAGAGUCCAAGCUGCCUCCCGUGUACGUGAGGAAGGAGCGCAGGCGGCACCGCACGGACCCCUCAGGCAGAAAGAAGAAGCAGCGUCACGGGGAGCCGGUCGUCCCUCCUCGCUCGCUGUUUGACCGUGCAACACCCGGCAUGUUGAAAAUGCGACGGGAGGGGAAGGAGCAGAAGAAGAACAUCCUGUUGAAGCAGCAGACACAGUUUGCCAAGCCUUUGCCGACUUUUGCCAAACCAACGGCUGAGUCGGGCCCAGACAACCCUGAGUGGCUCAUCAGCGAGGACUGGGCGCUGCUGCAGGCCGUGAAGCAGCUCCUGGAACUGCCUCUGAACCUCACCAUCGUGUCCCCGGCCCACACGCCCAACUGGGACCUCGUCAGCGACGUCGUCAACUCCUGCAGCCGCAUCUACCGCUCUUCCAAGCAGUGCCGGAGCCGCUACGAGAACGUGCUCAUUCCCAGGGAGGAGGGGAAGAGUAAGAACAACCGGCCCCUGCGCACAGGCCAGAUGUACGCCCAGGACGAGAACGCCACGCACACACAGCUGUACACGAGCCACUUCGACCUGAUGAAGAUGACGGCCGGCAAGAGAAGCCCCCCCAUCAAGCCUCUGCUCGGCAUGAAUCCCUUUCAGAAGAACCCCAAGCACGCCUCCGUGUUGGCAGAAAGCGGGAUCAACUAUGACAAGCCGCUGCCUCCCAUUCAGGUCGCGUCUCUCCGAGCAGAGCGAAUCGCCAAAGAGAAAAAGGCGCUGGCCGAUCAGCAGAAGGCACA